UUAGUUUUUCUUAAAAAAAUCCAGAAUUUUCAACCCGCAAAAAUUCAAUUCUCACGACAAUUCAGUUUUCCACUUUGCACUUUCCAGAUGGUUAAAGAAGGAGCUGGAGAUUAGAACAACCCGAAAAACCAAACCCGGCAAAAAGCUCCACACACCCAGCAGCCAUGGUGUCGUACGUGAGCGCGCUGAUCUAUGGAGUGGGAGGCCUGGUGGUGGCCGGCAUGGCAUUGCUCGUCGCCCUCCAGGAGCGCCUCGUCUACGUCCCCGUCUUGCCGGGUCUCACCAAGUCCUACCCGAUUACCCCCGCCCGCCUCCACCUCACUUACGAGGACGUCUGGCUCCAGUCCUCCGACGGCGUUCGCCUCCACGCUUGGUUCAUCAAGCUCUUCCCCCUCUGCCGAGGUCCAACCCUAUUGUUUUUCCAAGAAAAUGCUGGAAAUAUUGCUCAUCGUCUUGAAAUGGUCCACAUAAUGUUACAAAAACUGCAAUGCAACGUGUUUAUGCUUUCAUAUCGAGGUUAUGGAGCAAGUGAAGGAUAUCCUUCUCAGCACGGGAUCAUAAAAGAUGCUCAGGUUGCAUUGGAUCACCUAUCGCAGAGGACUGACAUUGACACAUCUAGAAUAGUUGUCUUUGGAAGGUCACUUGGGGGUGCAGUUGGAGCUGUGGUUGCGAAAAACAACCCUGAUAAGGUUGCUGCACUGAUACUGGAAAACACUUUCACAUCUGUUUUGGACUUGGCUGGAGUUUUAUUUCCUUUCUUGAAGUGGUUCAUUGGAGGCAGUGGUUCAAAAGGUCCUAAAGUACUUAAUUUUCUCGUACGUUCUCCUUGGAGUACAAUUGAUGUCAUUGGUGAGGUUAAGCAGCCAAUCCUCUUUCUAUCCGGCUUGCAAGAUGAGAUGAUUCCUCCAUCCCAUUUACAAAUGCUGUAUGCCAAAGCAGCUGCCCAUAAUAAGCAGUGUGUUUUUGUGGAAUUUCCCACUGGCAUGCAUAUGGAUACUUGGCUUGCUGGUGGUGACGAUUAUUGGAGAACGGUCCAGGAGUUUCUUCAACAACAUGUUCCAGCGAAAAAAGAUGAUGAAUCCUCUCACAGUAAUAGCGAUGUGGGGGCAAAGUGAUUGGAUGGAUUUUAGACUUCUUCAAGCAAUCUGAUUGGCUCUUCACUCAACACAAUCUGUACCUUUUUUUUUGAAGCUGCAGCAAUUGGAAGCUCGCUUUGAGGAGUCGCUCUACAAGGACCUGCUGCACCUGUUCAGGUUUUCCCUGUCGAAGGUUUUUUGUUGGUUUAUGAACUUGAGACAGAUUCGGAGAAAAUGUGAAUGCCUUGGGAUAUACUAUAUGACUUCUGACAUACACGCUCAAUGCCUAAUCCCCGUUCUUACUGACCCAUUGUAUGAAAUAAGAAGUCACUAAAUGUAUAUGUCGAGUUGGUGCACCGAACCGUUUGUAACUUUGUAUUGUAUCUCAUUUGUGGUCCGUUGGGACAAAUGUUGCUUUGAAAAUUGUUUGGUUUAUAGAGGAAUACCACCAGACCAUAGUAGUGAGUGGCUUCGGAGUGGCCUAUUUGAUACCUUUUACUGAUUUAAUUUGAGUCUCAGGCGAGCAAUGUGAUUUGAGUCUUUUGUA
This is a messenger RNA of Pyrus x bretschneideri (Chinese white pear), 1623 nucleotides long. Its product is annotated as alpha/beta hydrolase domain-containing protein WAV2-like. The transcript has 8 exons. Gene Ontology annotation, molecular function: serine-type peptidase activity; palmitoyl-(protein) hydrolase activity. Lineage: Eukaryota; Viridiplantae; Streptophyta; Magnoliopsida; Rosales; Rosaceae. Gene Ontology annotation, cellular component: membrane. Gene Ontology annotation, biological process: proteolysis. The coding region runs from base 165 to 1115 and encodes 316 amino acids. The record is from RefSeq and is a predicted model, not a curated record.